Amphiprion ocellaris (clown anemonefish) is the source of this 4366-nucleotide messenger RNA. RefSeq names its product integrator complex subunit 6 (gene ints6). Lineage: Eukaryota; Metazoa; Chordata; Actinopteri; Pomacentridae. Gene Ontology annotation, biological process: snRNA 3'-end processing. The transcript is spliced from 18 exons. The record is from RefSeq and is a predicted model, not a curated record. Bases 337 to 2919 code for a protein of 860 amino acids. Gene Ontology annotation, cellular component: integrator complex.
GAGCGCAGUCAGUGUAGGAGAAGCAGGGACACUGUGAGGGGAACUUUGGUACGAUGAAACUUAGGAAUAUUUACUAAAUAGUGUAAAAAUUAACAAAAUCCCUCGUGAAUCCAUAAACUGCCCCUAGGGUUUGAGGAUUUUAGUCUAGUUCGCCCGGAAAGGGCUUCUACACUCACUAUUCUGACACUUUUUUGAAAGAAUGUGUGAGACAGACAGUUAGCAGCUAGCUAGCUAGCUGAGGGGGGAGAGAGGCGGCAGGAGAACAAAAGACUUUUUUUGCGUUUUGGUCGGUUGUACUGACACCAAGUCCAUGCAGAACGUGUCAUUACCAUCACAAUGCCCGUUUUACUUUUUCUGAUAGACACGUCCGCUUCCAUGAACCAGCGCACCCAUCUGGGCACUACCUAUCUGGACGUAGCUAAAGGCGCUGUAGAGACCUUUAUGAAGCUCAGAGGGAGAGACCCGGCCAGCCGAGGGGACCGGUACAUGUUGGUAAAUUAUGAAGACGUUCCGUUCGGGAUCAAGGCCGGAUGGAAGGAGAGCCACGCCACCUUCAUGACAGAGCUGAGGAACCUCCAGGCCACAGGACUCACCACUAUCGGCCAGUCCCUGAGGACCGCUUUUGAUUUACUCAAUCUGAAUAGAUUAGUGACUGGGAUAGACAACUAUGGACAGGGAAGGAAUCCUUUUUUCCUUGAGCCAGCCAUCAUCAUCGCAAUCACCGACGGCAACAAGCUGACCAGCGGGGGAGGAGUCCAAGACGAGCUCCAUCUGCCUCUGACCACCCCUCUGCCGGGCAGCGAGCUGACCAAGGAGCCCUUCCGUUGGGACCAGCGUCUGUUCGCUCUGGUGCUGAGAAUCCCCGGAAACACCUCGGUGGAGCCUGAACCCCUCGGUGGCGUCCCGCCCGACGACUCCCCCAUCACCCCCAUGUGUGAGGUCACUGGAGGACGUUCCUACAGCGUGUUUUCUCAGCGGAUGUUGAAUCAGUGUCUGGAGUCUCUGGUUCAGAAGAUCCAGAGUGGAGUGGUGAUAAACUUUGAGAAGACGGGGCCGGAUCCUCCUCCACUGGAGGAUGCUCCAGCUGAAGCGUUGAAGUCCGGUCUGCAGCCGUGGCACUGCUGUCACAAGCUGAUUUAUGUCCGACCCAACCCUAAAACCGGCGUCCCCAUCGGCCACUGGCCCAUCCCCGAGGCCUUCUGGCCCGACCAGAACUCCCCGACUCUGCCUCCCCGCUCAGCCCACCCCCACGUACGCUUCUCCUGUCUGGAUGCUGAGCCUAUGGUCAUAGACAAGGUGCCCUUCGAUAAGUACGAGCUGGAGCCUUCGCCGCUAACGCAGUACAUCCUGGAGAGGAAAUCCCCACACACCUGCUGGCAGGUGUUUGUGUGCAACAGUGCCAAGUACAGCGACCUGGGGCAACCCUUCGGCUACCUGAAGGCCAGCACCGCUCUGAACUGUGUCAACCUGUUUGUAAUGCCCUACAACUACCCCGUUCUGCUGCCCCUUCUGGACGACUUGAUCAAAGUGCACAAGUUCAAGCCCACCAUCAAAUGGCGUCAGUCCUUUGAGAACUACCUGAAGACCAUGCCUCCGUAUUACAUCGGGUCCCUGAGGAAGGCCCUGAGGAUCAUGGGAGCACCAAACCUGCUGGCUGACAACAUGGAGUACGGUCUGAGCUACAGCGUGGUUUCCUACCUGAAGAAGCUCAGCCAGCAGUCUAAAAUUGAGUACGACCGCCUCAUUGCUUUGAUCGGUAAGAAACCUCCAUCGGAAGCCGGCAUCAAGGUGCGCUGGCGGGGCGGAGGGAUAUCUCUGGCUCAGCGGAGGGAUUUCAUCCAGCAGCUGCAGAGUCUGACUGGAGAUGUUCCGACUCUGGAGCUCAACCCCAAAGAGUUCCAGGGCUUCCACCUGGCUCUGCUCAACAAGGGCUUGAAGCCUCAGAGCUUCAGGAAUCCCUACGACAUCCCUCGCAGCCACCUGCUGGACCAGCUCAGCAGAAUGAGGAGGAACCUGCUGAACACCAGCGUCUGUACGCUGCGAGGACAGGACUCAGACCAGUUCCACAGCGUGCCGAUCGCCCAGAUGGGAAACUACCAGGACUUCCUGAAAGCUGCUCCUCAGCCUCUCCGAGACGCCGAUCCUGAACAGCCCAAACGGUUGCACACCUUCGGAAACCCGUUCAAACUGGACAAGAAGGGCAUGAUGAUCGACGAGGCCGAUGAGUUCGUCACCGGCCCCCAGAACAAAGGCAAGAGACCCGGAGACAGCAGCAGCAUGCCAGGUGGAGGUCCCAAGAGACGGCGCUGCAUGUCUCCUCUGCUGCGUCUGGGUCGAGCCUACACGCCUCCAGUCAGCCCUCCAGCCAGCCCCAGAACCUCCUCAGAUAUGGACCUGAGCGACGGAGCUCCAGAUCCGGACCUGAUCAUCAACCACCUGAAUCAGAACCACUACGGCUCAGAUGGGAGCUCCGACUCGGACGGGGAACAUCCGUCCUCCGACCUCCAGGAGAACCACACCGAUCACCGGGACGAGGAGGAGAACGGGCGACCCCAGGCCGGUGAGCCUCCGCUGGGCGGCGACGGAGGAGCGGAGAUGGUUCUGAUGGAGGAGCAGCCGACCCGCUACCUGUCGCCUGCAGCCCUGAAGAAGCACAUCCACACGGAGACGACGAAGGUCAACAACGAGCUGAGGGCGCUGAUCAACAAGGAGAUCAGAAAACCUGGCAGACACUAUGAGAAGAUCUUCCUCCUCCUGAAGCAGAUCCAGGGAACUCUGGACACCCGGCUCAUCUUCCUCCAGAACAUCAUCAAAGAGGCGGCCAGGUUCAAGAAGCGAGUUCUCAUCGAGCAGCUGGAGAACUUCCUGGAGGAGAUCCACAACAGAUCCAUCAGCAUGAACCACGUGGACACGCUCUGAGACCAAACCGAACGUACCGAUGAUAAACCCUCUACACCCCGUCCCUGCAGAGACGAGACCAGGCAGCAUCCGACUCUCCAACCGUCGCCUCUUCAGUGGACGCUCUGUUGUUUUCCACAUAGGAAGGACUGAAGGACGUUCUGACCCCGGAUGAUGUCCAGAAGCAGGAAGCAUUUACUGCUGCAGAUGACGUGUCCCUAUGCAAGGAGAGGUCAGAUGUUUGUUCACAGCUGCUGGUUCUUCUCCUCUUUUCAGAUAUUCUUGUUUUUAACUAACAAACCAGAGUUCUGCUCUCCAGACAGAAAGUAAACCAGGACUGAUGGCAGCGUAUGUCUGGAUGUGAUGUUGUAUCGGUGACUGUGAGAAGGGGUCGGCUGUGAGAGGUUUUGUGUUUUUGGACAACUCAGGGUCAAACAGGAUCCAGCAGAGAUGCUCAUGAUUUCUCCCCUCAUGCCUUUAAUUCAGUCACUUUCCUUCUUGUUGGGUCUUACUCUUUGUUUUGGCGUUUUAAGGAGGCAGAGAGUCUCGUUUCUGUUCAACUUACACUCCACUAACGGAGCACUCCUCUGCUCUUUAUCAGCUCUAAUGAGGCUCCAGGAUCGAAUCUGUCGACUGAUAAUUCAUUCGAACUGAGUAGAAACUUCAGCGUACGACAAAGAAAUGAUUUGUUCCCUCCUGGGGAUAAAUGGCGCCACCGUCUGGAGACUGUAGACUUAAAAGUUUGUCUCCAGCAGGUUUUCAGAGAUGAAGUAAAAUAAUAAAUGAUGAGACAUCAUUGGUCACUAAUGUUGGAAUCCAGGGACUAAAAGCUCAGGAACUGACUCCAUCAGAAUCAGCAAUAAGACUGGAGCACUCCCCUCCCUGACUUCAUCUUUAUUUCAGCCUGAAGCAGCUGAUAUGCAACAAACUGCUAGAGCGUUGAUGAGCCGAGGUCUGGAUGUCGGCUGGUCGCUGCCAAAUAACUUUAAACUCCCUAAACUCUCUCCCUCUCCGCCGUGAAUCGCAAACCAACCCCUGGUCACUGAACAGGAAAUGCACUUGUGUAAAUUUGAGAAUCUUUAUUUAAUGUAAUUUAAAAGAAAAAGUACAUUUUUGUGCCUAAUUUUCCUCCUUUUUGGGGGGCUUCAGGCUCGUUCUGUGUUCUCAGAUGUACACAAAUAAACCCGAAUGAGGGUCUGAGAGGUCAGGAGUUGGUUUGUGAUUCGAGGCAGCCCUCUUCCGUUCCCUACUCGGACAGGGACCAAAAUCUGCCAUACUGUCUUUGUUUGUGAAGAGGCCGCUACCAAAAGAGUAUUUUGAAUACACUGUAAAGAUGUAAAUAACCCUAGAGUACUAUUUAAAGAGAAUGUUCAGUGGAAAAUGGCCUUUUUGUAAGUAUUUCCAUGAAUCAAAUUUCUAUUUUACACUGUGAAGGGCCGUGUAAAUAAAGUGUUCUUUAAACAUCUGA